UUCCAGAAAGGUAAUUUCAGAUAAAAUCAGCAGUGGAACCGCUUCCCCUGACUUCUCCUUCCAACACAGAAACAAGUGCAUAGUCCUUUGCAUCUACUUUACUGCAAAUGACCAAAAUUACAAAGUUCAAGAUUGGAAUUUGUCAGCUGAAAGUUACUAUAGAGAAGAAUGCCAACAUUUCUCAGGCUCGAAAUCUAAUCCAUGCUGCUGCAGAACAAGGCGCAAACCUUAUACUAUUGCCUGAAAUGUGGAACUGCCCAUAUUCAGCUGAUCUGUUUGCAGAGUUUGCCGAGAACUUGAAUGAUAUAAACAGCUCGCCUUCGUCUCUAAUGUUAUCUGAAGUGGCUUACUCCCUAGGAGUCACCAUUAUAGGUGGAUCAAUUCCAGAAAGGGAUGCGAGUAGUGGUAGAUUGUACAAUACUUGCUGUGUGUUUGGAUCCAAUGGAGAAUUAAAGGCUAAGCACAGGAAAAUACAUUUGUUUGAUAUGGGUAAGCCAUUACCAGGAGAUGUUCACUUUAAGGAAUCAGAUACUUUUUCAGCAGGAGAGAAGCCUACCGUCGUUGAAACAGAUUUUGGUUGCAUUGGCAUAGGAAUUUGCCAUGACCUUCGUUUCCCUGAGCUCGCGAUUCUGUAUAGAGCAAGAGGUGCUCAUCUAAUUUGUUAUCCUGGAGCUUUCAACAUGAGUACAGGGGAGGCUUUGUGGGAACUGGAACAGAGAACAAGGGCAGUCGAUAACCAGCUUUAUGCGGCAACUUGCUCUCCAUGUCGAGACUCGGCUGGUAGCUACAUGAUAUGGGGUCAUUCUACUGUGGUUGGACCAGUAUGUUACAGAUGGGUGAAAUUAUUGGAACCACAGGGCACGAGGAAACAGUUCUAAUUGCUGAGAUUGAUUAUGCUAAGAUUCAACUUACAAGGGACAGCUUUUCCUUGGAGAACCAAAGGCGCGACAAUGUCUAUCGUUUUAUUGACUUGCAUCAAGAAAGUCCUUAAGGCUUUGAUAUAUGAUACAAUAAUCUGUUCAUGUAAUAAGUUUGAAAUGUUAAUCAUUUUAAGGGAAUUAAUAGGUUUGCUUACUAGUAAA
Nicotiana tabacum (common tobacco) is the source of this 1082-nucleotide messenger RNA. Its product is annotated as omega-amidase, chloroplastic. Gene Ontology annotation, biological process: oxaloacetate metabolic process; L-glutamine metabolic process. The record is from RefSeq and is a predicted model, not a curated record. Lineage: Eukaryota; Viridiplantae; Streptophyta; Magnoliopsida; Solanales; Solanaceae. Gene Ontology annotation, cellular component: mitochondrion. Gene Ontology annotation, molecular function: omega-amidase activity.